Molecule: messenger RNA, 1020 nt
Organism: Kwoniella mangroviensis CBS 8507
Lineage: Eukaryota; Fungi; Basidiomycota; Tremellomycetes; Tremellales; Cryptococcaceae
Exons: 6
Coding region: 1-1020 (339 amino acids)
Source: RefSeq, a predicted model, not a curated record
AUGUCUGAUCUACACCUACCGUGGUCAUUCUACAGAGAGCAAUGGCCUCCUUAUCCACCUGCUCCUAAAGGUGAUUACCUGAGGGACAAGACUGUCGUUAUCACAGGUGCAACAUCUGGAAUCGGUCUUCAAUCAGCGAAACAACUCGCUGAUGCCUCACCAAGUAACCUCAUACUAGGUGUGAGGAAUGUGACCGCCGGUGAAAAGGUUUUAAAAGAAAUUCAAUCUACCCAUCCGGAUUUACAGGGAAAGGUGAUCCAUCUCGAUCUAGCUUCUCUUUCUAGUGUGAAGAAGUUUAGUGAGGAGAUCAGGAUUUACGACAUGAUUGAUUUGUUAAUCAAUAAUGCGGGGGUUAAUCUUGGAAUGGAACAGAUCCCAAUGCAAGUUACAGAUGACGGAUAUGAAAGAACAUUCCAAGUCAACGUCUUUGCACCGUUCUUGUUAACAUGUCUACUCCUCCCAUUAUUCAAACGAUCUUCUGAUCCUAAAGUUCUGUUCGUCGGAUCGGACGCUCAUGUAAUCGCCAAGGAAGAUAUCAUCGAGGGUGCUCUUGCCAGUGGGAGUGUUGAUGGACCAGCGAUCAUACGAACAUUUAAUGAUAGAGAGAAAUAUACUACUGCAACGGUAUACAUUCAAUCGAAACUUUUACUCCAAAUGCUCACUCGAUCAUUGAUCAAACCACUUUCAUCCCUCAAUAUCACUAUUAUCAAUGUCAAUCCAGGUUUGACAUUUACUAAUAUAGGAUCAGAUGCCAAGUUUACUCUAUCGCUACAAUUGGUUUAUAUAUUCCUUUGGGUCAUGGUUAAUGCGAGAAGUGCUAAGAAGGCAGCUAGGAAUAUCACCUCGGCAAGCGCUUGGAAAGGUGGUAGUCAAGAUUAUUGGUCAAGUUGCGUUCCAACCCCAUCUGAAAAUACCUGGCUUUACUCAUACAAAGGGAUUAGAGGGACUGAGAUCUUCUAUGAAGAGAUGAUACAGGAAGUAGAAAAGAUAAGUCCGGGAUGUACAGCCGACUUGAAAUGA